UAACUGUCAACGGGAAUCUUCCGCUAAAAAAUCUAAACCAAGAGUUCAUGAUUUUCCACCGUUACGGUCGGUUGUUCAAUCUCCACCUCUAAAUGGAGCUUUUGGGAUUUUCUUUAUAUUUACGAUGAAAUUGAUGAUAGAUGCUUACUAUCAGCCUUUUGCAGAGUACAAAAGGCUUUUUGGAUUCUCGCACGUCUUUUGCGCCAAAGGAACCAAAAGCAACCAUCAGAAUGAGUUCUCGGCAUCGUCCAUUGCAAACAUGUGGAGUUUCAAUCUUGGCAACUGCUCGUAGUGCUUACAAUAAAGCUCAAGAUUUUAAUGGACCAAUAGGCUCAACAACAAGAAGGAUAGCCAAAUUAGUCUCAUUCACAAGUCCUCUAGCGUAUGCUCUGUUAUAUCCAUGGUUAGCAAUCCUCUCCUUUGUCGAUGAUCAAAUCCUAUUGGUUGAAAAUGUGGUCGAGAACAUCUUUCCACCAUCAAACUAUGUAUUCAACAAGAUUGACUAUGUUGUCCAAAUUAUAGAAAUUUUCCCAGAAAAAUUUGAUUAUGCAUUGGGGAGAUAUGCCAUGAUUGCCCACCAAGUUCAUUUCGAUUGUACACUGGUUCACAUUUUCUGCUGGUUGAACUUUUUUAUCACUACAUUGACUCACUUGGGAUCAGAAAGUACAAGGGAAAAGGAAAUUUUGGUCGACAUAAACUUCCAGGAUAAACCAGCCUUGGUUGAUGAAGCAAAACAUGCCGAUGUUGGCAAUAAGAUGGAGUACUUACCUCCCAUACCAGAAACCCCACAAGCUGAAACUGAGACGGUCAAUGCAGACAUUGGGAAAGCCACAUACAAGCAGGUACUAGAGAAAGGGACGAAAGGAAACAAGGGAAAAAAAUCAGGGAGAGAGAACCUUCAAGUUGUGAAGCAUGAAAUAACCAGUUUUGGCCAGGAAGUAUCUUGGAAAAUAGAGGAAGAAAUUGUAGAUAAAAAGAGAAAUGGAAGCGGCUGCCUUGAACCGGCUGUGGUUGAUGUAGCAAACCAGCCCCUAGAGUUCCAAGCCAAUGAAAACAGUGAGACAAAGGAAGAGUCCCCUCCCAUACAAGCUGAAACUGAGACAGUCGGUAAGACAGUUGAUGCAGGCAUUGCGAAAGGCACGUACAAGGAGGUACUAAAGAGAGGGACAGAAGAAGACAUGCAAAGCGAAACAAUUGAAGAGAAAUUUGAAAAUGCGGAGGAUGAGAAAGCCACUGUUGGGAAUGGAGAGGAGGAAAUUACAGCUGAAAGCCAAGCGAAAGAUGAUCCCAUUUUAGAAUUGUUCGAGGCAGGAUGGCUCUCAUGAACGGCAACCCAGGAAGAAGGGGGUAAAAGGGAGCUCAAUUCCCAGUUCCGGUUCAUACAUGGUGACAUGAGAAUAACAUUGGUUAGAAACUUUCUUGUAAAUUUUUGAGCCAUUUUGCUGCAUCAAACACAGAAGGAUAAUUUUGGUGGUCACUAUUGCUCACAAGUUUGUCAUGCUAAAUGCUCACUAGUUAACGCUCGUGCUGACAAAGAGAAUUUUUCAAUGGGUCUACCAGUGUAGUAUCCUAGUUUCAGCAAUGUUGAAAGAAUAAUAUCUUCUCUUUUUUUUUCUUUUUUUUGUUUGUUUGCGCACAAACGUUUCGACGCAAAUUGUGAUGAUAGAAACAGAUGCAAUCAUAUUUUGCAGUAAAUUGAUA
Messenger RNA from Juglans regia (Persian walnut), 1701 nucleotides. RefSeq lists its product as uncharacterized. Lineage: Eukaryota; Viridiplantae; Streptophyta; Magnoliopsida; Fagales; Juglandaceae. Bases 141 to 1325 code for a protein of 394 amino acids. The transcript is spliced from 2 exons. The record is from RefSeq and is a predicted model, not a curated record.